AAUGUGCAUACCUUACACACCUUUCCCAUACAAUUUAUAGAUCAAAAAUUUACAUAUUCAUACAUAUUCAUUAUUGUCCUUUCUACUGAUUGGUACAAACUUGCUCAUUCCAUAUGUAAAUUACUGUGCAGGCUCAGUUGUCCUCUUCCAUUGUUCUCUUUUGAGUAGGGGGUAUUACUUGGGUCGGUGGUCCGUGAGUCGGUGGUCGCGAUCUCCCCCUGCCGGAAUUACCUUUUACCUACUUGGCUCUUAAUCUUGGCAAUCCUGGCCAGUUUUCUCAGUCCACUACACGAAACCACAUUUUGUCAUCCUUUUCUGACAGAAGCACAUUGUCUAUUGUUUUGUUCACAUUAAUGAUUACCUAGGGACUAAAAUACAGAUCAACAGAUACACUGAUUCGUACACUCCAUGUUCCCAUAAUAUAACAACAUCCCUGGUUGAUUAAUUUCAUCACUUUGGUUACAGUUGGAGCAUUAUACUUGGGCAUCAAUGUGUCACAGUCAUCUGUUGCUUUGCCUCAGUUCUAAUUUGUGCAGAGCAUUUAGAUUCUCUGUUUUCAGACUAGAUUAGCAAAACUGGUAGCUCACAGUAUUAUGGGUUAGAAAUACAUUUAGGAUUGCAGAGCACCUUUGUAUGACUGGUAUCGAUCUACUAUCCAUGCCAAAUAUAAAUAUAGACAAAGAUAAAUAUACUGGAAAAGAUCAUUGUUAAAAGCUGUAACCAGAUUUGCCAAAAAGGCUUCUAAUGGAAUUAUGUGUCUGACGUAUGAACUGCUUACUUUUGGCUAGAUUAUUAUCUCUCUUAUUUAAAAUAAACAACAUAAGCAGUGGCCUUGUGAUCCUGUUCCUUCCUAGUUACAAUGCUUAAAGGAUUUGGGGAGGAGGGCUAGUGCAUUGUAGAGAAACCCUAAAAUAAACUGAUAGUCCUUCAGUUAAAGCAUGAGGUCUUUCAAAAUUUGCUCGUUAUUCCUGAGAGCCUGCUGUCUUAUUGAAAGUGUUUCAAAAGUACACUGCAAAGUCCUAUCCAAUAGCUUGACUACUGGGUUGAGAGGAAUUCUUGUGUUUGUCUUCCAGCUGUGCCACUGAUGAGUUUUUACAAUUUUGAAAAGUGAAAGUGCUUUAAUUUCCAUGGUGUUAACGUUCACAUUAAUUCAUGUAUCUUGAAAUGUAAAAUGCUCUAUAUGAAAACGUACUGAAAAAAGUCAAGCAUGUGUUUUAUUUUAACUGCUGUGUUGCAAUAUUUGGUACAGUUCAGGGCAAUCGAACACAUUCAUUCUGAAUCUAAGAUGGCAAAUAAUUUUAUAAUAAAAUCUGAGAUUUUUUUUUUUAUCUUUUAAAGACAUUUGUGGUUUUUUCUUUCUUUGUUUGUUUGUUUUUAAGAUGGUCAUCAGGGUUAAUAGAUUGAGAAUUAAAUUUUCAAGGUACUCUGCCAAAACUGAUGUGAAACUUUAGAUUUCUCAGUUCAAAAAAUGCUGAUGAUCAUCUUUUCUGCUCAUGAAAUCAAGGGGCAGUGGAAGAACCUGCAGUGAUCUAAUCUGUCUGGCAUGCAGUGGAGAGAUUUGUUGCAGUAGAAAAUGGAUUCUCAGUAGAAUUGUUCCACAUUGCAUAAAUUAAACUUUAAAGUUCUUUACAGUAUCUUGAUAUGUAAGGCUUUGUUAAAGUUGCAAUUUUGGAAGGAUGAAGAGUAGGUUGUUAGGCAAGCAUGGGUGGGCAUUCCAGAUAUUCGGGACCAUUGUGGAAAAAAAUUAGAAGACAAAACCAGGAGUAAGAUAUGAUGAAGAUCAAUUAAAGAACUUUUAAGAAAGUUACAAGAAUUGAGUUAGAGAGGGAAAGAAGUGUCAUAAAAGCAAAACUGGAAAAUAUUCAAGAUGGUGUUGUACAAGUUUGAAAGCGAGGACAAGUUUUGUGUGAGAAAAAAGGAAGGAAUACAUGAAGGUUAGAAGGGGAGCGCAGUCACUUUCCCAAAUAGAAGAUGGUCUCAGUUAUGUCUAAUAGGACGUGAAAAUGUUUCUAAUGAAAUGUUCUGUUGAGUGCGUGCACAAAACUUUCUGGAAAUCUAACCAUUUAUUAAUAGUCCUAGUGAAGGAUUUAAUUCCAAGCUGAUAGAAGACUUCAGAAUAACUCACUCUGUAAAGAAUGUAAUGUUCCUCAGGUCUGAUUUUUAUAACUUCUCCCCAGGAUUUGGACACACAAGAGCAGAAAACAUUUAACAGUCUGAAUUGCUUUUCCACUACUGAGCAAGUAAGCUCUACUGAAGAAGAGUCAUCUCCAAAUGUAAGAAAGACGACUAAAAUGGACACACAAACACAAAACAGUCUAACAGCCAAAGAAUCAAUUUCUACAGACAAUAUAAACUCACAUUCACACAAAAGUACACCAGAUACUGCAGCAUAUACAGACACAGUAGACACAGGAAGUGAACCAGAAGAAGGUGAAAUUACAGAUUCUGAAUGUGAAGCCCACAGCAGUGAGGCUGUAACAAGUGAAGAAAGUGCUAAUUCAGAAGACUCAGAAAACGAAGAUAAAGAAAAGAUCUGGCCUCCUUGUAUCAGAGUAAUUGUAAUAAGAUCACCAGUUCUACAGACUGUAUCACUUUAUAUUAUCACAGCUGUGAAACCUGCUGCAAUUGGAAGGGAAAAAGAUGCUGGGCACGCACUUCAGAUUCCUGAAGUUGGAGUCAGUAAGUUCCAUGCAGAAGUAUAUUUUGGCCACGAUUUGCAAAAUUAUGUUCUUGUGGAUCAAGGCAGUCAGAAUGGAACAGUUGUUAAUGGAAAUCAGAUUCUCCAGCCUAAAACAAAAUGUGACCCCUACAUCUUGGAGCAUGGAGAUGAAGUGAAGAUUGGUGAAACUGUACUUUCUUUUCAUAUACAUCCGGACAGUGAUAAAUGUGAUGGAUGUGAACCAGGACAAGUCAGAGCACAUCUUCGCCUGGAUAGGAAAAAGGAAACUUCUGUUUGCCCAGCACUUAGCAAAGAAGAAAGAGAGUUAGUCAGAAGAAAAGCAUUAAAACAAAUAUGGGUAAAAUAUGGUUUACAGUUGUUUGAGAUAGAAAGCGGGCUGGAGGAUUAUGGCGCAGUCAGCAACAGCAACAAAGGGCAUAAAAUGUUGGAGAAGAUGGGAUGGAAAAAAGGAGAAGGCCUGGGCAAGUAUGGUGGUGGUAUGAAGGACCUGAUCAACCUCCAGUUACAUAAGAUGCAUGCAGGUUUGGGUACAAGUAGACCAGUCUUCAUUGAAGAUGUUCAGAUCAUCCAGAGCAAGAAUAAAAAGAACUGGGAUAAAGCAAGAGGAAGGUUUGCUGAAAACUUCCAGGAACCUAAAUCACAACAGGAUACACCUAAGAUUACACCUUGGGUUAGAGGGACUGUAGAGUAA
Molecule: messenger RNA, 3371 nt
Organism: Phalacrocorax carbo (great cormorant)
Lineage: Eukaryota; Metazoa; Chordata; Aves; Suliformes; Phalacrocoracidae
Source: RefSeq, a predicted model, not a curated record